AUGGCCGCACAAUCGACCCUGCGAGGGCCUCCUGAUGCGCUCCUCGCCCUCUAUGAGCGCUAUGCCACGCUCGUCAAGUCGCGCAUCGGCGGCGCCUCGAAGCUCACCAAGCUGCUGUCGACGGUGACGCUGCUCUUCACCAUCAUAGGCGCCGGCUAUGCAAGUCGCCGGUGGUACACGAGCAGCCGCGCGGACAAGGAGACGGGCAGGCGGCUGCUGAGGCGCAACUCGGCCCUCAAGAACAAGGACGGCAGCCGGACCAUCUACGUGCCCUACCGCGACUCGACCUCCAAGGUGGUCAUCCACCCUACCAAGCCCACCACCUUCGAUGCCCACCGCCGUCUGUUCCUGCAGCCCCCACGCGCCGCGAGGAUGCACGACGCGACGAACGCACAAGCGCCGCCGCCGCAGACCAAGCCGGGCCUCAAUCUGGCCUUCCUGCACCAGUUCCUCAGCCUGCUGAACAUCAUGGUGCCGCGCUGGAACAGCAAGGAGACGGGCCUGCUCGUCAGCCAUGGCGUGUUCCUCAUGCUGCGCACCUAUCUGUCCCUGCUCGUUGCCCGCCUCGACGGAGAGAUUGUCCGCGACCUGGUCGCCGGCAACGCCAAGGCCUUCCUCUGGGGCAUCUGCAAGUGGCUCGGUGUCGGCACCUUUUCCUCGUACACGAAUGCCAUGAUCAAGUUCCUGCAGUCCAAGGUCUCCAUCGCCUUCCGCACACGGCUCACGCGCUACAUCCACGACCUGUACCUGAACGACCACCUGAACUACUACAAGCUGUCCAACCUGGACGGUGGCGUUGGCCAGGGCGCAGAUCAAUUCAUCACCCAGGAUCUGACCCUGUUCUGCGCUUCGGCCGCAUCGCUGUACUCGUCGCUGGGCAAGCCGUUUGUUGACCUGUGCGUCUUCAACUACCAGCUCUUCCGCUCUCUAGGACCCAUCGCUUUGACUGGACUGCUGAGCAACUACUUCUUGACCGCCACCAUACUCAGGAAACUGUCACCGCCCUUCGGCAAGCUGAAGGCUGUCGAGGGCAGAAGAGAAGGCGACUUUCGCGCUCUCCACUCCCGUCUCAUCGCCAACGCCGAAGAAGUGGCCUUUUACGGCGGCGACCAAAUGGAAAAACACUUCCUCGAGAGGGGGUUCAAGGACCUCAGGCACUGGAUGGAGGGCAUCUAUAGCUUGAAGAUCAGAUACAACAUGCUCGAAGACUUUGUCCUGAAGUACUCCUGGUCUGCCUUUGGCUAUCUCAUAACCUCACUCCCUGUCUUUCUCCCCGCCUGGGGUGGCCUCAACGCCGGCCCCGAACUACCGGCCAUCUCUGGUGUGGAGAAGCAAGGGCGCGAGCGAAACCGCAUGAAAGACUUCAUCACGAACAAACGUCUCAUGCUCUCCCUCGCCGACGCAGGCGGCAGGAUGAUGUACAGCAUCAAGGAUCUGUCUGAACUCGCAGGCUAUACAUCGCGCGUCUACACACUGAUCAGCACACUCCACCGUGUCCAUGCGGACGCAUACUCUGCACCACCAGGAACACGUCCAGAACUGUACUCUGUCAGCGACAUUCAAGGCACCGUUCACCGCGGCUUCGACGGCCUGCGCCUCGAACACGUGCCCGUCGUUGCGCCAGCUCUGCACCCGCGCGGCGGCGAAGAACUGCUAGAGUCUCUGUCUUUCAUCCUUCACUCGGGCGAGCACCUCCUCAUCACUGGCCCCAAUGGCGUAGGGAAAAGCGCCGUGUCACGCAUUGUCGCGGGCUUGUGGCCGACAUACCGCGGCCUCGUCUCGCGCCCACGCUCCAUCGGCACGGAUGGCAUCAUGUUCUUGCCGCAACGGCCCUACCUGUCCACCGGCACCCUUCGCGACCAGGUCAUCUACCCACACACGGCAGUCGACAUGAAGGACGCGGGGCGGCGAGACUCUGAGCUUCUCGCCGUUCUCGAGGAAGCCAAGCUAGGAUACAUUCCCGAUCGAGAGGGCGGAUGGGACACGAAGAAAGUAUGGAAAGACGUCUUCAGCGGGGGCGAAAAGCAGCGCGUCGGCAUCGCGCGUCUUCUGUAUCACGAGCCGCGCUACGCAUUCGUCGACGAGGGGACCAGCGCUGUUUCCAGCGACGUCGAGGGCCUGCUGUACGAGCGCUGCAAGGCCAGAGGAAUAACCCUCAUCACGAUAUCCACCCGCGCCUCGCUCAAAAGAUACCACACGCACCUCCUGACCCUCGGCCUCGGCGAGUCAGGCGAAGAGUGGGAGUUCCAGCGCAUCGGCACCGCGUCAGAGAAGAGCAGCGUCGAGAAAGAGCUCGCCGAGCUCCGGGAGCGGCUAGCCAAGGUCGAGGCGUGGAAGGCGCGCAGGACCGAGAUCGAGACGGAGCUGGAGAGGGUGUGGGUCGAGGGCGGAGACGAGCUGAGUCCGCCGCCGUAUGCGGAGACGGUGGAUGUGGAGAGCUCGGCGGGCAGUGCCGACGUCGCUCUCGAGGGCGAUGCGAGCCCCGUGAGCCAAGACGACGAGGCGGCAGGUGAAGCAGCACGCGAAGCAUUGGGUGGUGCUUUGGAGGAUCGAGUCACCGGCGCCGAGAGUUCAUCCGGCUCCUCCAGCUCCUGGAACCCUGCUCACCGGCCAUCAUAG
Molecule: messenger RNA, 2619 nt
Organism: Ascochyta rabiei
Lineage: Eukaryota; Fungi; Ascomycota; Dothideomycetes; Pleosporales; Didymellaceae
Product: ATP-binding cassette long-chain fatty acid transporter pxa1
Exons: 2
Coding region: 1-2619 (872 amino acids)
Biological process (GO): long-chain fatty acid import into peroxisome; very long-chain fatty acid catabolic process; fatty acid beta-oxidation
Cellular component (GO): peroxisomal membrane
Molecular function (GO): ATP hydrolysis activity; ATP binding; long-chain fatty acid transmembrane transporter activity
Source: RefSeq, a predicted model, not a curated record